CUAUUUCCAACACUUUCCAACAUUGAUGCAUCGCUCUAUCGUCGUCGUGCAAUUAAUUAUCCUAAAUUACCAACAACAAUAAACGAAAUUAGUUUAAAUGGUUCAUGGAAAUUAGAUAAAAAUGGUGCUGAUUUUCUACUGGUAGAUGAAACAUGGAAUGCUAAUAAUGACAUCUUAAAUGAUUUAUCGAGAACCAACAAUCACGUUGAAGGUUACAAUAGUCGCUUAGACAGUAUUUUUCCAUUGCACCCGCAUAUUUUUGAAUUUGUUGAAUUAUUACGUGAUGAACAUGUAUAUCAACAUCAUCAAGCUGAAGAAUCCGAUAUUCAGACGGGGAAACGAAAAAAAUCUAUGUUAUAG
Didymodactylos carnosus is the source of this 360-nucleotide messenger RNA. NCBI's taxonomy places the organism in Eukaryota, Metazoa, Rotifera, Eurotatoria, Philodinida, Philodinidae. The record is from the annotation of a GenBank genome assembly.